This is a messenger RNA of Opisthocomus hoazin, 1028 nucleotides long. NCBI's taxonomy places the organism in Eukaryota, Metazoa, Chordata, Aves, Opisthocomiformes, Opisthocomidae. The record is from RefSeq and is a predicted model, not a curated record.
AUGUGUUCUGAGCAGCAGCGUGACAGUAUUGAGCUUCAGCCUCUGCUGUGUCAUGGAUCUAACUUGGGGAAUCUUGUUGGGGCAGAGCUUGUUAUUCGUACUCUGAUUCUUCUUCUCAUAUUUCUGGUCACCUUAGCAGAUAGUGGAGAUGCAAGGAAGACUUUCACAGAUUUGGAUAUCAAAACAUCAGGGACUGGCUGCGUGAAGAUUCAGAAAAUAGAAUGUGAUAACUGCAAAAUAGAAACGGAGAAGGGGACUAGUGUCUUGCAGUCAAUAAAGAGCCAUAAAAUUGAUAUAAGGACAAAUGGUGGCAAAGUAAUUGGUCUUGGAACGCUUUGUGGAAAUACGGAUAUCCGUGCAACGGAGAAGGGUAGCGUGAAUAUAGAGAAGCUGCAGGGGACAUCCAUCAACAUAUCUACUGAAGAUGGGCUGCUGAAAACUAAGUAUCUCUAUGCAGAAUCAUCAUCUCUGUCUUCAGUGGCUGGUGAUAUUCUACUGGGAAGCAUUCAUGGUGACACCAGCCUUCAGACCAAAACAGGGAGUAUCACAGUAGAUUCAUCAGAUGGAAGUCUAAAAGCUUCUACACAUCAUGGGGCAAUAGAUGUUUAUGUCAGUCAAUUAAGAAAAGUGGAUCUGAAAUCUCAGAAAGGUUCUAUUACAGUCAAGGUGCCUGCCUCUCUCAAAGCCUAUUUACAGUUGUCUGGAAGAAAAGUGGAUGUGAGCUCAGAGAUUCAGUUAAAAGAAACACAGAGUUCUUCCAAAGAUGAUCGUGUAACUAUAAGUGGUCACAUGAAUCAAAGGAAUGAAACAGACAAAUGGAUUAAGGCUGACACACAAAAUGGCAAAGUGUGUCUUAAAAGCCAGAGCUGGAUCCAGUCUGUCAAGCUGAAGAGUUCUUAAAGGUGAAAUAGGCCAAAGAGAUUAAAUCAAGAAAUUGUGACGGAACAUUUCUGUAAAAUUAUGAAACUUUCUUCAUGCAUAUUCUUAAUAUAAGAGAAACAAUAUUAAAAAUUAGGGCGUUUUAACCC